Syngnathus acus (greater pipefish) is the source of this 3172-nucleotide messenger RNA. RefSeq names its product leucine-rich repeat-containing protein 52-like. The transcript is spliced from 3 exons. The coding region runs from base 534 to 1487 and encodes 317 amino acids. Gene Ontology annotation, cellular component: voltage-gated potassium channel complex. Lineage: Eukaryota; Metazoa; Chordata; Actinopteri; Syngnathiformes; Syngnathidae. The record is from RefSeq and is a predicted model, not a curated record. Gene Ontology annotation, molecular function: transmembrane transporter binding; potassium channel activator activity; voltage-gated potassium channel activity.
AUGAGAGAGAGUCAUGUUUCAUUUGAGUUUAGACGGUCUCGUGCACUCCAGAAUACCUGAUUACGUCAGCCCACAAUUAUCCCUUCUCUCAAACACACACACACACACACACACACUGGUGGUCACGUGACUAGGCGCUCAGUGAGGCAGCUCGGCGCUCAGGAGCAUCAGUAGUGCAGCAAGCCAAGCAGUGGGAAGGACACGUCGCGCAGCUUCCGACCUCCUCCGGAGAAGAAGUGCCGCUCAGCAGGAGGGAAAAAUACAGCUCAACUCGGACUGGAGGAGUACGCGCAGGUCAACCCUUUGGCUCGGGAAGUGGCGGCUCCGUCAUGCACUCGGCGGGGGACAACUUGCACACCGGCAUGAGUCACCACAUGGGUGAUUCAGUAGCUCGGUGGGGCCGCUAAGCUCGCCCAUCCGGGUGUCGCCCGUCCGGGACUAAGUAACCAAGAGAGGCUGGAUCCCGAGAGGCUGUCCAGGAUGAGGAGCGGCGGCGUCCCCGCUCCGUGACGCUCCGGGGUCCGACCCCCGUCAUGCGUGUCCCCCGUCAGCCCGGCGCCCAGUCCCUGCGGCUACUGUCCCUCUUGGUCUUCGUGAUGGGGGCGGCCCCGUCGCCGGCGCUCACGGCAGGCUGCCCCGACAGGUGCGUGUGCGACGACCAGUUAGUAGUCCAGUGCGCCGGGCGGGAGCUGACCCGGUUUCCCGACGAUCUUCCCCUGGCCACCCGGCAGCUCAUCAUCUCCAACAACCGCAUCGGGGACCUGCCGGCGUUGCAGCUCAACUACCUGUCCGACCUGGUCUACCUGGACUGCAGCAACAACUCCCUGACGGAGAUCUCAGAGUCCACCUUUGGCAACCUCCGCAAGCUAGCCUACCUGGACCUGUCCUUCAACAUCCUGCUGCAGAUCGACGAGCGGACUUUCGGACCCUUGGCGUCCCUGGUCAUGCUGCGGCUGACGGACAACCCGGGUCUCGGAGAAAUCCACGCCGACGCCUUUGCCGAGAACGUGGCCCUGCAGGUCCUGGACGUGAGCCGGAACAACCUGAGCGCCUUCAACAUCAGCUGUCUGAUCGGACUGCCGGCCCUCAGGUCUCUGGGACUCAGCGGGAACCCGUGGAGGUGCGACUGCGACACAGAGGACCUCUGCCUUUGGGUCCAGAUCGAGAGCUUUAAGUUCCAAGACGAGGGCCAGACGGUGUGCCACGGCCCGGCCGAGCUAGCGGGUCGGGGUCUGGCCGAGGUGGGCAUGCAACUACGGGCGGACUGCCACCAGGGCCUGGGCUACUGGGACUACCUCUUCUUCGUGGCCAUCGGCUUCGUCAUCUUCUCGGCGGGCACGGUAUCGGCGUGGGUGAUGGGCGUGCUCAUGGUGCUCUACGAGCGCUACAACAAACGCAAGAGCGAGGAGCUGGACAGUGAUGACGAGGACGCCAGAGGGGGCAAGCAGGGAAACGGGGACGUGAGCAAGCCUGGCUUGCAGGUCUGACGCCGCCGACGACUCUGAGACCAAAGACUCCAUUCGUGGAUUCGGGCUGUGUUCGGAAUCACUCAAAAUCAAUUGAAAAAUUUGAAAACAUCGAUUUGGGAGCAGAAGACUGAUUCCGAACACAGCCUCUUAUUGUUGACUCAACACAAGGACAGAAUGUGUGUGUGCGUGUGUGUGUGCAAGCCAAACAAUGAACUGUAUGCCUUUACCUCAUGAAUAGGGAAUACUUUAAAUAUUAUUGAGAGCAAUAACCCCCCCGCCCCGCCCCGCCCCCCUGCACAAACACCAUCAUCUCCUGUGAACUUAGAACGAUUUCCUAAUUUAUUUUCCAAUUGCAGAUAACACCUUAAAAUAUGAAAAGCCAUUUGAGCAUUUAUUUAGUCAUUUAAGGUCCAUGUAGUAGUACACUACUAUAUAAUGCACUAGUAGAAUGAAUAUAUCUUACAAAAAUAUUUUUCUCCAUUACUAGUGCCACAUUUUGACCAACUAAUGCGCAAACUAAUGCCACUUGAGUGACAGAACACACUAGCACAUAUUGUUUAAUAUUCUUGAUAUCCAACAUGUUACAAGUGAGACAAAAUUGUCAACUUGUUGACAGUAUGCUACUAGUACGACUAGUUUGCAUUAUUUUGCUUCACUAAUAACGAGUGUACUACUACAUGGACAAUUCCACGCCCAAGUCGGAUAUUAAAUAAAUGCUUAAACAGCUUACCGUAAUGCUGCACUAGUAACACUUUUAAACUCUGAUAUGUCUUCUUAUUUAUGCCCAACUUGUACUCGUAGCCUCCCGGAUCCUACUGGCAGCACUGAAAUGCCCACUAGCAAUUUUGCUUCACUAGUAAUGUGGUUGUCCUACAUGCCAAAGUAGUGCAGAAAUACGGUAGUGGGAAAAACUACGUACAUUAACGAGGACAGAAAGCGUACUAGUACAUUGACCUCGAAGUGGAGGUCAAGGGUAUGAAAAAGAUGCUCAAAAAAAGCAAACACACACACAUAAAAUACACCCAACGAACCUCAAACCAAAAAUUAACAGACGAAUGUAAAACGAUAGAAAAACAUGUGCAAGCUACCUUUAAUGUGUGUGUUUGUGUGUGUGACACGUGGCUAUCUCCUGGAUGCUAACCUGUGCUGGUGUGGGGGGGAAGUAGAUCAGGCUAUCGCACGGAGACCACAUCAAAGUGAUAGAGUGCAUCGUUGUGCUUAACGGGAUUCUAAGUGACUGGCUUGGCCGACCUCGGCCCAUAGGCCUGCUUUUAACGCGCGCGCGCGUGUGUGUGUGUGUGCUUGUGGAUGUUUGCGUGUGGAAGUGGGCCAACGCGAUCACACCGCAUCCCAUUGAGUCGCCUCGACGACUGAUUCACGACGAGUCCCGUCACGGAGCGAGCUCAGCCUCCAAAUAAGUUAUUCACCCCCCUUCAUCAUGAUCUCCACCAAGGCCGUUUGGUUGGCAGUGAGCAGGACUAUGCAGAAAUGUCCUUAAAUGAUAAUUAAGGAACUUAUUGGAGCGGUGGGCUGAGGGCAAAGAGCCAAAUUGAAUGAGUUCUGGCUGGGAUCCGGUUGGAAGUGUGUGUGUGUUUGAGUGACACAUCUGCUGAUGUUGCUUUUUUGGUUCUUUACUUGAGUUUUCUUUCAUUUUGUACACCAUGUAUCAUGAGCAAUAAAGACUUGACAGAUGAGCAGUGGAA